This is a messenger RNA of Lepus europaeus (European hare), 2835 nucleotides long. RefSeq names its product LYN proto-oncogene, Src family tyrosine kinase (gene LYN). Gene Ontology annotation, molecular function: non-membrane spanning protein tyrosine kinase activity; ATP binding; signaling receptor binding. Lineage: Eukaryota; Metazoa; Chordata; Mammalia; Lagomorpha; Leporidae. The transcript has 13 exons. Gene Ontology annotation, biological process: cell differentiation; cell surface receptor protein tyrosine kinase signaling pathway; innate immune response. The coding region runs from base 154 to 1692 and encodes 512 amino acids. The record is from RefSeq and is a predicted model, not a curated record. Gene Ontology annotation, cellular component: extrinsic component of cytoplasmic side of plasma membrane.
CGCGCAGCCCCUUGCCGCGCGUCCUGCCUCCCCCCCACGCUGUCCCUCCCCACGCGGGCCCCCGGGGCCGCCCCGUCGCGCCGCCCGUUCUGAACUAAGUCACCGUGGAGCACCACCGCCACCGUCCCGAAACUUUCACCGCGAGCGGGAAAUAUGGGAUGUAUAAAAUCAAAAAGGAAAGACAAUCUGAAUGACGAUGGAGUAGAUUUGAAGACUCAACCAGUACGUAAUACUGAACGAACUAUUUAUGUGAGAGAUCCAACGUCCAAUAAACAGCCGAGGCCAGUUCCAGAAUCUCAGCUUUUACCAGGACAGAGGUUUCAAACUAAAGAUCCAGAGGAACAAGGGGACAUUGUGGUGGCCUUGUACCCCUAUGAUGGCAUCCACCCGGACGACUUGUCUUUCAAGAAAGGAGAGAAGAUGAAAGUGCUGGAGGAGCAUGGAGAGUGGUGGAAAGCUAAAUCCCUUUCAACAAAGAGGGAAGGCUUCAUUCCCAGCAACUACGUGGCCAAAGUCAACACCUUGGAGACAGAAGAGUGGUUUUUCAAGGAUAUAACCAGGAAAGAUGCAGAACGGCAGCUCCUGGCACCCGGGAAUAGCGCAGGAGCCUUUCUUAUUAGAGAAAGUGAAACGUUGAAAGGAAGCUUCUCCUUGUCUGUCAGAGACUAUGACCCUGUGCAUGGUGAUGUGAUCAAGCACUACAAGAUUAGAAGUCUGGACAAUGGGGGCUACUACAUCUCCCCACGGAUCACUUUCCCCUGUAUUAGUGACAUGAUCAAGCAUUACCAGAAGCAGUCAGACGGCUUGUGCAGAAAAUUGGAGAAGGCGUGCAUUAGUCCCAAACCACAGAAGCCUUGGGAUAAAGAUGCCUGGGAGAUUCCCCGGGAAUCCAUCAAGUUGGUGAAAAGGCUUGGCGCUGGACAGUUCGGGGAGGUCUGGAUGGGUUACUAUAACAAUAGCACCAAGGUGGCUGUGAAGACCCUGAAACCAGGCACCAUGUCUGUGCAAGCAUUCCUUGAAGAAGCAAACCUCAUGAAGACCCUGCAGCAUGACAAGCUUGUGAGACUCUAUGCUGUGGUCACCAAGGAGGAGCCCAUCUACAUCAUCACUGAGUACAUGGCCAAGGGCAGUUUGCUGGAUUUCCUGAAGAGCGACGAGGGUGGCAAGGUGCUGCUUCCGAAGCUCAUUGACUUCUCCGCCCAGAUUGCGGAGGGAAUGGCGUACAUCGAGCGCAAGAACUACAUCCACCGGGACCUACGAGCAGCCAACGUCCUGGUCUCUGAGUCUCUCAUGUGCAAGAUCGCAGACUUCGGCCUUGCUAGAGUCAUUGAAGAUAACGAGUACACAGCAAGGGAAGGUGCUAAGUUCCCUAUUAAAUGGACAGCUCCGGAAGCAAUCAACUUUGGAUGCUUCACAAUUAAGUCUGAUGUCUGGUCCUUCGGAAUUCUUCUGUAUGAAAUCGUUACCUAUGGGAAAAUUCCCUACCCAGGAAGAACUAACGCCGACGUGAUGACCGCCUUAUCCCAGGGCUACCGGAUGCCCCGCAUGGAGAACUGCCCAGAUGAACUCUAUGACAUCAUGAAAAUGUGCUGGAAAGAAAAGGCGGAGGAGAGGCCCACAUUUGACUACUUGCAGAGCGUGCUGGAUGACUUCUACACCGCCACGGAAGGGCAGUACCAGCAGCAGCCAUAGAGAUGCGCCCAUCCCUUGGGCACUGCUGCCCCGUUUCGGAGAAGAAGUGGCCAUCCUGGGCUGCACCAGCUAUCUCACGUGCUGGGCCAAGUUCCCGAAAGCCAAGGCUUCAUCUCUCAGGAAGAACCCCUUUGACUAAGAAUCCUCUUAAACUGAUGCCCAAUGCCCUUCGGCUGGUCAUCUUGCUCUGAGUGACCAACAUCUGGAAAGAGCUCUGGGAGAGACCAACACCUGCUCACUCCAAAAAUACUCCCAUGCUGGCCCUCAGUUAUGACUGGAUAUGUGACUCAAGAGGUUCAGAGACUGUGGUAAUAAAUCCCAGUCGUAGCAGAACUACACUCUUUUAUAAAGCGAACAUAACCAGAUGCAUAGCGUGACCCUUCUUUGCAAUUUUUCUGCUUUGGCUUCCUUGUUUAAAAAAAAAGAUGACUAAUCCAACCAGUUAGAUUUUGCAAGUGAAGUCAGUUGCUUAAAAAAUGUCUUUCCCAGAUUUCAGUGUUUUUUUUUUUUUUUUUUUUCCCUCAUCCUCUGAAAUCUGAGGCAAACAUCUUCCUUUAGUGGACACUGCUCGCAUCUGCUGGACAUGCAGCGGAUGUGUCCUGUGAUGUGGUGUUCUCAGCUGCCCCGGGCCCAGCCAGACCUCCCAGGGAGAGAAGAGCAUCAGAAACUGCUCCGCCUUGAUAAGUAUUCUUGAUGGUCCAGCCUUUUCAGUCCCACAGCAUCCUGUGACAGUGUCAUGUGGAAGACACUGGUCAGGCCUCCUAAAACAUAAGUGUUCCUUUGUUGCUUCACAUGAUUUGAACAUUAUUUUAAGGAUCAAGUGUUAAUUUUAGGUUGUACUCUAGAAGGUAAAAAAUGUUACCUGUGGGGCUAUUUUUGUGACUAUGUGGUCUUUUCUAUUCUAGCUUUUUAAGAUGUGUGGGAGACUAUUUAUACCCAAGGAUAUGAAAGAAAGCAGGUGACUUCAGAGGCUCCUAUGAGCCAUGAGGGCAGCUGAGUCAAGAAAUUUUGUUUACUCAAUUUUUCUACUGUCAGCUUUGAAUGGGAAAUUGCUGUAACACGUUUCACUUACCCUGUUGUGUAUAUACCUAAUAUUUCUAUUUUUGAUUUUAUUUUAAUACACAUGUCCUAAUAACAUCUCAA